AUGCCUGAACCUGCAAAGCCAGCGCCCAAGAAGGGCUCCAAGAAAGCCGUCACCAAGUCGGCUGGUAAAGGAGGAAAGAAGCGUAAGAGGACCAGGAAAGAGAGCUACGCCAUUUACGUGUACAAAGUGUUGAAGCAGGUCCAUCCCGACACUGGGAUCUCCUCCAAGGCGAUGGGCAUCAUGAACUCGUUCGUUAACGACAUCUUCGAGCGCAUUGCCGGUGAGGCGUCUCGUCUCGCUCACUACAACAAGCGCUCCACCAUCUCAUCUAGAGAGAUCCAGACCGCCGUGCGUCUGCUGCUGCCCGGAGAGCUGGCCAAACACGCCGUGUCUGAGGGCACAAAGGCCGUCACCAAGUACACCAGUUCGAAGUAAAGCGCUGAAUCAUCAGCUACCCCAAAGGCUCUUUU
Messenger RNA from Danio aesculapii, 410 nucleotides. RefSeq names its product histone H2B 1/2-like. Gene Ontology annotation, cellular component: nucleosome. The record is from RefSeq and is a predicted model, not a curated record. Lineage: Eukaryota; Metazoa; Chordata; Actinopteri; Cypriniformes; Danionidae. The transcript has a single exon. Gene Ontology annotation, molecular function: structural constituent of chromatin; protein heterodimerization activity; DNA binding. The coding region runs from base 1 to 375 and encodes 124 amino acids.